This is a messenger RNA of Drosophila hydei, 5554 nucleotides long. RefSeq lists its product as uncharacterized. The record is from RefSeq and is a predicted model, not a curated record. Gene Ontology annotation, molecular function: guanyl-nucleotide exchange factor activity. Lineage: Eukaryota; Metazoa; Arthropoda; Insecta; Diptera; Drosophilidae. Gene Ontology annotation, biological process: positive regulation of stress fiber assembly; actin cytoskeleton organization. The coding region runs from base 251 to 5551 and encodes 1766 amino acids. The transcript is spliced from 7 exons.
UUCUUCGCGUUUUUUGACUCUCAUUGUGAGUGCAAUGACUAAAGUGCAAGUGCAAGUGUUUUAUUCAGGGAUGCGCGCGUAGUGCCAAAUAAUCUAGACAGACACACACACACACACACACACACUUGCGCACCUAUGCAGAGCACAGUAAAAGAAGACAAAAGUUAAGCUGGCAGUGAUCGGAACACUUGCAUAUAUAGCAAACAUAAGCAGCAUCUUCAAAUAGUACGUAGUCGUGUGAUGCAUUUCAAUGAUGGCUUUCCACUUAAUCAAAUCCGCACUGGAUGGCACUCAUCAUCAGCAUCAGCAUCAGUCACUGAUGCGUAAUAAUCUUGGUCUGAAUCGCAAUCAGCAGGGCAACGGCGUUAUUCUCCUAAAAUAUGAAAACAAACUAAACUCCAGCUCAUGGGAGGAUACAUUGGCGGAGCCGGAAGAACAGCAUCAACAGACACAGACACAGAUACAACCACAGCCACAGCCACAGCUACAGGCGCAGCCACAACUCCAGACAUCGUCGUUCAUCACAUCGCCAGGUCAAGGGGUCACAAGUCACAAGGCGAGCGUGACCACAGCACAGCUGCACAGCGCAUUUAGUCGUCGCAUUGCGGAGCAGCAGCAGCGGGCAAAGGGCUGCCAGAUCAGCCAGCAGGCAGACAGCGCCACAAUUGCCGGCGGAAGCUUCAGCGCCAACGGUGGCCAGGCUGCCGUUGGUGUUGGUGUCGGUGUUGGCAGCAGCGCGAGCAGCAGCAGCGAGCGGGACACUAAAUCGCCGGGACGCGAGCGCCGAGAGCCGCCAACAGCGAGCCACUCCGACGAGGAGAACUUUACUGAAGAGGAGCAGACCAGCAGCAGCGUGAGUUCAUUAAGCGCCGGCAACCAACGCAAUUCGCAAUUGCGUUCCACCUUCAACAAGGCCAAGCAGCAUUUGUCAUUUGACAAAUGGCGCACGGCUGCCUCGUCGAGCUCCUCUAGCGCCAACCCGAACACACUCACCGCCCAGCCGCAGUGCAGUCAGAGCGCCAGCCAGAACAGCAGCCGCGACAGCAACAUGAUUAUGCGACGGGCCAGCGCCUGCACGAUGCCCACCAGCUCAGGGGCAUCGGCUCAGCGUGAGGAUAAUACGGCGCCCGGUGAAUCGCCGGGCGGACGCCUUUCGCGUUGGUUCUCCAUACGCCGUGGCUCCUCGCACCAAUACGACGUGGGUGGGCGCGAUGGUCGUCAGCUGACGGGCUCCAGUUUCGAUAUGCCGGAUGCUUCUGCCGCUGCCACGCCAAAGCCAACGACAGCGAACGCGACGCUGGACGCCGCCUCGCCGCAGAAGCUGGCCAAUUUGGGCGCCAGCAAAAUGAUGCCAGGCGUACCGGAGUACGAGGACGAUGAGAACUCAGCGCCGGAGAGCAGUCGCUUCGACAUGGAUCUAAUGAUACCGCCGGGCAGUCGGGCCAACGGCACCGCACGCACCACCCACAGCCGGCUUAUAGUGCCAAUGCUGCCACCGGCGCCGCCUGGCCUCUCACAGCAGCAGCUCAAGCGCCGCCACAUCGUGGCCGCCAUUGUGCACAGCGAGAAUUCAUACGUGGCCACUUUACAACGUCUAGUCAAUGAUUACAAGAAGCCGCUGGAGGAGUGCAGUCCGCCGGUGCUGAAUCCCGUGAAGAUCGCAACGCUGUUCCAUUGCUUGCCGGACAUCCUGCACUCGCACAAGCUGUUCCGCAUCUCGUUGGCUGAAUGCGUGCGCAACUGGGAUCGAGAUGAGAAGAUCGGCGAUUGCUUUGUGAGCGCGUUUGGCAAGCCGCAGUUGCUGGAGAUAUACUCGGGCUUCAUCAACAACUUCUCUGCCGCCAUGGAGCUGGCCAAAAUGGAAGAGAAGCGUAAAUCGGCGUUAGCUGAUUUCUUCAAGGUCAAACAAAUCAGCGCCCACGAUCGCCUAUCCUUCUUCGGUCUGAUGGUGAAGCCCGUGCAGCGUUUUCCCCAGUUCAUACUCUUUCUGCAGGACCUGCUCAAGUACACGCCGCAGGGUCACCACGAUCGCAUGUCCCUGCAACUGGCGCUGUCGCAGCUGGAGCUGCUCGCCGAGCUACUGAACGAGAGCAAGCGCGUGGCGGAGCAGUAUCAGGCCUUCAAAGAGAUGCUGGGCCAUAUAAGCGGCACGUUCAACACGCGCUCCCUCAACAGUGUCAGCGACAGCUGCGGAAAUCGAGCGCGCUAUCUGCUGCGCGAGGACAAUGUCACCCACAUGGAGUUCAACCAGGCGGGCUUCAUUGUCAAGUGCAAGCAGCGACGUCUGCUGCUGCUCAACGACAAGGUCAUCUGCGUGUCCGUUGCGCCCAAGCAGUCCCACGACUUUGGCGCCACUGAGAAGCUCACCUUCAAAUGGAUGUUUCCAGUCAACGAUGUCGAAAUUGUGGACAACAGUGCAUCCGCGACCCUAUCAAGAAUACUAACAGCAGGUUUGAAUCGUGGCGGCAGUCUCAAGUCUAAUGGCAGCACUGGCAACGCCAACAGCGCCGGCGCCUAUACCAAUGCAACGCUCGGCGGACAUGGCCAUGGCCAUGGCCAGGCUGGGCUAACUGGUUUGGGCUCGCCAUUUGCCGCCGUGGAUGCGCACAGCUCGCCAGCCGCACAGCUCACGAACGGCGCGGACAAUCUGUGCAACGAGAUGAGCACCCUGAUGUACGACUAUGAAGUUAUAUCACGCAUACACGACCUGGUCGGCACUCUCAAGGGCAGCUACAAGGAGCUUAACUCGAACACAACACGCAACGUGCUCAAUACCAUACAGGGCUCCAUACAGCGCAAGGACGAGGAGAUGGCCUGGGUGGACUCCUGCUGCUUGCAGCUUAUUGGUCGCCACAAGUCCGGCAAGGAGGAGACUUUCACUUUUCAAACUCAAACGCCCAAUGUGAAGAAGGAGUGGAUCACCGAGUUGAGACUUGCCCAGCUUGCGCUCGAUCCGAACAACUCGCCCGCCUGGGAGCGCUCAGUCUCGCAGCCACAUCAUGCGCAUUCGCAUCACCAGCAUCCCAAUGCCCAUGCCUCGCAAUCACCCGGCAGUCCGCAGGCCACGCUGCACACCUACGAGCAGCAGCAGCUCCAAGAAGCUGUCCAGCAGAAGCAGUCGCGCAAGAUGCCGCUAUUUGUCAAGGCGAUGCCCGUCUACCGGUCACAGCAUCAAACGGAGGUGCGCUGUGGAUGCUAUUACAGCAUCGCCAAUGACACAAAGCAGAGCGGGAAUGCGCGACGCCGGCACAAGCAGUUGAACUAUCUCUGGAUGUGCAGCAGCGAUGGCACAUCAUCGCACAUCACUGUGCUGGCCCAGCAUCCGCAGCAGGCUGGCAACUUGCGUGAGGCGGGCUCCUUUGACUUGGUGGAGACGCAGGUGUCGGCACUGGAGUUUGUGAAGGGUCUGGAUCAGUGCCGCACGCGUGAGGAGCAUAGCAGCCUCUUGGGCGAUCUCGUUUGGCUAGGCACGGACAGUCGCAAGCUGCUCAUUUACUCGGCGCGCAAUCCCGAGCAGGAGGAGCAGCUGGGCAGCUAUGCGGUGCCCGGCGCAGUGCAGCGCAUUCUCUACCACUUCGAUGCUGUUUAUGUGUCGUUGUCGAAUGCGACCGUCUUGAUCUAUAGGCGUGCCCAUGACGGUGUCUGGCAGCUGCGCGAUCCGCAGCAUGUGUCACUCGGCGACUCUGGCAUGUCCGUGCCGAGCAUGCUGCCCAUCAACAUGAAUAUAUAUGCGUCAUGCAGCAAUCGCGUCUACGUGCUCAACGCCCUCAACGGAGAGCUGCAGCGCAGCUUUGAGGUGCAGCACGGCGCCAGUCAGCAGGUCAAUCUGAUGGCGCACUCCGGCAUCGGUCUCUGGAUAUCGCUGAAAAACUCGACAAUGCUUUGUCUCUACCACACAGAGACCUUCAAGCAUUUGCAGGACAUCAACAUUGCCUCCAGCGUGCUGCGCUAUGAUGCCAAAAAGGAGCAGCCGCUGAACAAUAGCUCCAUCUACGUGACAGCUUUGAUGGCUUGCAAGGGUCUACUGUGGGUUGGCACGAAUGUGGGCAUCGCUGUUACCAUACCAUUGCCCCGGCUGGAGGGUGUCCCCAUUAUCAGUGGUGGCAUUAAUAUGUCCUGCCACGCCCACUUUGGCCCGAUCACGUUCCUCCUGCCACUCAUACCGAAAGUUUAUCCAUCGUACAAGCCAAUGGCCGGCGCAACAGUGUCAGCUCCGCUGGUGCCCACUGUGCCGAGCAUGGGCGAGGAUCUGCAGCUGCCCGCCAUCGAUGCGGAUCCCAAAAAGCUAGCCGAAACGGAUCUAGAAGAGAGCACAGUCAUCUUACGUCGCGAUCUGGCCAAAGAGGAGACUGGAGCUACUCCCAGCUCUCAACCUGGCCCUGUCUCUGGCUCUGGCUCUGGCCCGACGACGCCUGCUGCUUCCAUUCAGCGCGAUCCAAGCGUCGAGGCAACAACAGACUCUAGUGUGGCAGCGACCAACCUGUCGGCUGCCUCUUCGCCGCGCUGCUCUAAGCUGGACAAACAGCACUCGCUGGACCAAAGUUUCACCGCCAAGAUACGCGCCUCGCUCGCCAACUCGCCCGCAUUCCAUCGCAAACGGUUUCGGGACUUGGGUACUGGCAGCGGCAGCGGCAGCACUGAUUCAACUUCUCGCAUGUCCAAGACACUGCCGCGUGGCCUUGGCUCUGCAGCAGCAGCAGCUGCUGCUGCCAACGGUGCAUCUGGACUGCAUUCGAAUGCCACGGCGCUGUCGCAGCAUGGCGAGCACGGCUACUGCGAUGUGUAUGGGCUCUAUGGCAAGCUGAUAUUCGUGAAGGAGAAUUACGACGCCGAAGAGGGCACGCAGGGCAACCUUAUGGACAUGAUGUACGAGGGCAUGCGACGCUCUGAUCCUGAGCUGGCUGCCAUACCCGGCAAGGUAUGUACCCUGGACAGGCGUCUGCGCAUGAAGGCUUCGCGACCGCGCUCGCUUGACCUUUCCAAUUGGUCGGUGGACUCGAAGUCGUCCAGCUUGUAUACGUCGUCGGGCAGUGAGGAGAGCAUGGGCAUACGCCUCUUUGGCGGACGCUCUGUAUCGCGCAACAGCAGCAGCGCCAGCCACAAGACCUCCGGCACUGGCAGCGAUCUGGGCAACAUAUCGGAGAACGGCCUGAUGACCACCGCCGACAUACACCACCAGCAUCAGUCGAAUAGCGCGCCCAAGUCCGAAGACGGCUUCAAGCACAUGCAGGCGGCUGCCUCUGACAAGCAAGCGGCGCCUGCAGCAGUUGCCACAUUGAAGCGCAAGCAGAAGCAGAACUCGAAGCAGCAGCAGCAGCAAAACGCAGACGGACCACGUACAGUAAUCACCCUGAUGGGCGGCCGUGGCUAUUGGCGACAUGUGUGGUACAACAGCAGCGGCAACUCGCCCGGCCAAAAGGGCGGCUCCGGUAUUUGUGGCGCGGCUGGUGGCGCUGCCUCUGGCACGAGCGGCGGCAGCUCCGGCAGCUUCUCACCGCUAACGGCCAACUCCAACGAUGCGCAUAUCGUGGUGUGGGAGAAGAAGUUAUAAUCU